ACAGACUGCAUGUGGUGUAGAGCGGUUAAAUAGGAGUGCCCCAGCAACCAAAGUAUCCACUUUCUUCUUCUUUCUUUCUUCAACAAAUUCCUUCCCAUUACUUCUCGCAAACCCAGAAAUUACCUCGAGAACGACUUCUUCGGCAACCAUUAGACAUCUACAGCAUCCUAUUAACGGCCAGUAACCAAUCAACCAUUGGAGCAACAUCAACAAACAAAAUUCUUCCAAGAUAACAAAGGCAGUGAAGGCAUCAACAGAGGCUAACGAUAUUCAACGAAGCCAAAGAUUGUUGUGCUUGUGUGUGUGUUAGUAAGGGAAUUGCGGAGCUGUGAUUCGUUAACACCCAACUCCCAAUAAGUCAUACAUCGGUGUAAGGACUUAGUUAAAGGAGCCUUAGUGUUUGUGUCUAUGUGAGAUUUGCAGAUAGAGUUUAGUGUGUGCCAAUCUCUAAGAGGACUAGACACAGUGUCAAUUGUGCGUGUGACCCUUAGUGACAAUUCAUACGAGAUUACCCAGCAAGCAAUCAAGUCGCGCUGACAAAGUCCCCACCAUCUUUACUUUCCUGAAUAUCCCAACAGCAUUACUCUCCAUUACUAAACGACCUUUAGCCAGUCCGUUAGUCAUUCGUUGUCCAUUAGCAUAUGGCAACGUCAAGUGAUGUCAAUAUGAGCAGCCGCCUCCAUCUGUGUCCCACACGUAUUCAUCAUCAUUGCAGGGUGGGCCAAUUAUCAUGGCUAGCAAUGCGCUACAGCGAUUACGAUCACAACAACAACUGGUACCAGAAUCCGGCUAUGCAAGUAAUGAGACGGCCAGCGACAAUGAAUUAAGGAGCCCCAAAAGACCACAACAAAUUUCAAGCGAAAUUCCACUUAAAUCAAGUCGCUUGAGUUUGUCGGAGCCCCCACAACGCCAGCAACACCACCAAAAAUCAACCAAUACCCACAAGCAACAACAGCAACAACAAUCCCAUUACCAUCGCCAUCGCCAUAGCCAUCAUAAUCAUCAGCAAUUGCUGAGUCGUCCUUCGCUGCUAUUGCCCAAGGUGGCUAAAACUUAUCGUAGCAAAGUUUGUGGUGGCACAACGUCGUCAUCGUCGUCGUCGUACUCAAAGUUCAGCAAAAUUUUGAAGGGUCCUUCUCCGUUUCUGCGUCGUUUGGGCUUUGAUUCGUCAAUAGCGAUUUGGUUGCAAGUUUUAUUAUUCGCCGUUUUCUGUCUUAACGAUGUGGCUAACGGCGAAGGAAAUGUUGGUUGCAAAUUUGUCCGGACCUUGUGCAUGGAAGGUACUGAAGUGUGCUUCGAUGACAACAUCUUUGGAAAGUGCAUACCAACCGCUGGCGUCGAUGUGGAGGACAUUGAAAAAACCCCUCUCACGGAAGACCAAUCGCGCCUACUCGCCACUAUGCUCGAGGAGUUGCAGGGGGCCGGGUUAGGUUGGGAUCAUCCCUAUGUUCAAUGCCGCAUACAAGGUUCUCUUUACUCAAUGCAAAAACAAAUUCAACUUCCUCCCAAUCUAUGCGCCAAUUUGGCUCCCAUGCCCACGGACUUUGAGCCGGCUGAUGCCAUGGCCUUUGUGCGUUUUAUACCACCAGAAGACGAAUAUGCCGCUAAUAAACUUUUCUAUCCGCCUCUGAAAAAACACAACGGAGCAGCCAAUUCCAAUGGCAUCAAUGCCAUUUUUCAUCAACUGCAAAUGCAGGAUCGUCAGCAACGCACUGAUCCUUUGGAACUGAGCCAAUUGGGAGAGUUCGAUAGACAUCGUGAGUCACAAAUGAAUCCUUCGAAUGUCAUGGACUUGUAUAUGGAGAAUGAAAGGGCGCGCAUACAAAAGGAAAAUGAGGAGAGGGAGGCCCAGCUGGAGGCAGAGCGCAAAGAGGCCUUAUUGCAACGUUUGGAACUGUAUCAAAUGCUGGCUGCUUCAGAACCCGAUCCCCAGCCCUAUGAAAGGACUCAGGAGAGGUUGAUGGAUCAGCUGGAGACAGUGCCAAUGCCGCCACAACCAGCCUCACCCAUUUAUGUGCCCGAUGAACCCAAUGACUCCAAUGAAUUGUAUUUCCCUGAGAAUUAUGGUCCCUGGAAGCGGACAAGUGCCCGCAAAGGUGUUCUGCCGGAGAAACCCAACAAGGAGAAGUCAUUUUUCCGCGAAUUGGCACAGGAAAAGGGCCUCGAACAAGAACCUGCUCUCCUUAACCAUGCCCAGGCUUCCCCAGCAUUGGAGGUAGAGGAAUUGUCUGCCUAUAAGCGGAGACCUUUGAAAUUGGAAAACAAUGAGGCGAAUGAAGCCCGCCAGGAUAUUGAGGAAAGUCUAUUUCGUAAUUCUUUGACUCCCUUGGAAGAGGAGGCAAUGCUUUCGUCCAAUAUGCAUCCGCAUCGGCACAAACAACAUCGUCCCGAAAAGGUCUUUACCGAGGGAGGUCUGAUUACCAUGAAUGAUCAGCCGGUGUAUGAUGCCGUUUACGAUAAGGAACAGCGAAAGGAAAAGGCUCGCGAAUUGUUGGCCAAUAUGCUGGGCUUCACAAGACACGAACGUUUGGAUGUUAAGAAGCCGGGACCCAUGGUAGGACCUCCACCAUCCGUCAAAGAGGAUCUGGUGAGGAAACUAAACAACUCUGAUACCAAGGAACAGCUGCCGGCGCACAUCAAGGGCAGCAAUGAGGCAAGCAAAAAGAAGAAAGUUGUCAAGAACCACUCCGACGAGGAUCAUGCGCCGCAUACUGUCGACACUGAGUAUGCGCAUGUGUUUGUUAAAAACCCUAUCGACAGUUGGAAUGAUGGCGUACGAAUCGUAAAUGAGUUGGCUAAUAUUUUACACAUGCAAGGAUACUUUACCUAUUUAACCGUUCUACCACAUGAAGUCUCCUUCCGGGUGGACUCAAAUAACCCCGAACGCAAGAGUGCCAUAGACAUUGCACGUGCCAUCAAUGAAAAUCGCGGCGUCAAGAACAACAUUCUACGGCGUCUGGGCGUCACUGUGUUGCGUGCCGGUGUUGGUGAUAAAAUCAAACGCGAUGACGAUGGUGGUGUUUCCGCAGCUCGCAUUGAACUGGCCGACCAGGGACCCGAUGUGACGCACAUUAUGGUCUACAUGUUUGCCGGUGCUGGGGCGGCGGCAAUCAUUGUAAUCUUCGUGACACUGAUACUGAUCAAGAGGCAUGAUAAGAAACGCGACAAACUGGGUGGCAUACAGUCGGGCAUAGCAGGCACAGAAAGUUGCAGCAAGGACUAUCAGGAUUUGUGUCGUGCUCGUAUGGCCGGCAAGGGUAGUGCUGCGGAACCGGUGGCCAGUGGACGCAUAACAUCACUAAGCAAGGAUAAUGAAAGACCGCCUUCAUCGCGUUCCAGCACCUCGUCAUGGAGUGAGGAGCCAGCUUUAACGAAUAUGGAUAUAUCAACGGGUCACAUGGUUUUGUCUUAUAUGGAAGACCAUUUGAGGAACAAGGGUCGCCUACAGCGGGAAUGGGAAGCCUUAUGCCGCUAUGAGGCCGAGCCCAGUGCCCGUGAUGCUGCCCUACAGCCUCAAUGUGCCAAUUUGAAUAGACCCGGAGCUCCAUUACCCUAUGAUCAUUCUCGUGUUGUUCUCAAUCAUUUGGCAAAUGCCGAAGGACUGGAUUAUGUUAAUGCUUCGACUAUUACCGAUCAUGAUCCUCGUGCCCCUGCCUAUGUGGCCGCCCAAGGACCCAUACCUUCAACGCUGGCCCACUUCUGGCAAAUGAUCUGGGAACAAGGUGCCGUUGUCAUUGUGGCCUUAUGUCGCCUACAGGAAAAUGGCGAAAUUGCUUGUGCCCGUUACUGGCCUGAAGAGGGCGCUGAAGUCUAUCACAUAUAUGAGGUUCAUUUGGUUAGUGAGCACAUAUGGUGUGAUGACUAUCUCGUCAGAUCUUUCUACCUGAAGAAUUUAAGGACUAGCGAAACCCGCACUGUUACACAAUUCCAUUUCCUUUCCUGGCCUCAGAGUGGUGUACCGCCUCAGGCUAAAGCUUUACUGGAUUUCAGAAGAAAAGUCAACAAAUCCUAUCGCGGCCGAUCCUGCCCCAUUGUGGUGCAUGGCAGCGGUGGUGCAGGCCGUACCGGUGCCUAUAUACUACUCGAUUUGGUAUUGGGACGCAUGAACAAAGGGGCUCGUGAGAUUGAUAUAGCUGCUACACUGGAACAUUUGAGAGAUCAAAGAGCCGGUCUGGUGGCCACAAGGCAACAAUUCGAGUUUGUGCUUAUGGCUGUAGCCGAAGAGGUGCAUGCCAUUUUAAAAGCUUUACCAGCCAAUCAGUCGAAUGAGAAAAAGGAUGUGGACAGCCGAGAGACAGGGGUACUCAAGGAAGAAGAAGAAGGAGUGGUGGCAGCAGCAGGCUCAACGACAGGCAAAGACCAGGACAAGGAACAGGAUAAGGAUAAAGAAACAAUGGCUAAGGAUAAGGAAACGAAAUCAACACCGGCAAAAUCAGCAGCAACAACAACAGCAGCAGCGACAAAGACGCCCAAGGGCGAGAAUAAUAGAAAAAAAUAAAAAGGGGGUUUAUGAGUUCCAAUUAAGUUAUGAUUUUUUUUCAGUUUUGAGAUUUUUUGAGAUUUUAGCAGCAAUGUAAGACAGAAAGGUUCGAAAAAGGCUAACCAGGAAUGAAAGAAUGAGAAGGUUUUUUUUUUGUCAAUUUUCUUUUAUUAUUUUCUCUCCAGAUUUUCCUAUGGCGUGUUAAUACUAUGGAGUUUUAUUGUAGGCAAUCUGUGAAUGAUUUUUACUAAAAUACCAGCCCUUAGCUAAAUUUCAUAACGGCUUGUCAACUCCAUAAAUGAUUAACCGUUGAGGAAAAUUUCUCUAACAAUUAAGUGUUGGUAGUAUGUAAGUCUAUAUACAAAACUAAAAAUUAAAUAUUUAGUAAUAUAUAUAUACACAUACAAAAAUCAAUUGUCUAUAUAUAUAUAUAUAAAAAAAAACAAAAAACUAAAAUCAUUAAAAACUUAAAUCACAUAUGACAACAAAAAAACGCAUUCAAGUGUAGAUGAAAAAAAAAAUUAAAAAAAUCUUAUAAUUAUUAUUAUUAAACAAAAAAUUAUGUUUUACUUUUAUCACCAAAAGAAAUAAGUGUACUAACAAUGUAUAGAUGUCUAUGGAAAACCUAUUUCAAAAAUACUAAGGCAAAUGUUUAAAUACGCCCUAUGGCAUACCCCUUGAACAUUUUCGUUUGGGGUAAGAUUGGCAUUUCUUAGCGAUUGCAGCAUCAAUUUUGCUAAUUUUCCCAAAACAAAAAAUUAUUGAUGUGUUGAAACAAAACAUAAACAGCAUAUUAUUACAUGAAUAUGAAAAUAAAACAAACAAAACAGAAAAAAACAUGCUAAACAGAUAUGUGUACCUUAAAUAAAAAUCAAAUGAAAAUCCAUUAACAAA
This is a messenger RNA of Stomoxys calcitrans (stable fly), 5374 nucleotides long. RefSeq lists its product as uncharacterized. Gene Ontology annotation, cellular component: secretory granule. Gene Ontology annotation, biological process: protein dephosphorylation. The coding region runs from base 731 to 4498 and encodes 1255 amino acids. The transcript is spliced from 11 exons. The record is from RefSeq and is a predicted model, not a curated record. Gene Ontology annotation, molecular function: protein tyrosine phosphatase activity. NCBI's taxonomy places the organism in Eukaryota, Metazoa, Arthropoda, Insecta, Diptera, Muscidae.